Molecule: messenger RNA, 5103 nt
Organism: Bicyclus anynana (squinting bush brown)
Lineage: Eukaryota; Metazoa; Arthropoda; Insecta; Lepidoptera; Nymphalidae
Gene: Fas2
Product: fasciclin-2
Exons: 16
Coding region: 386-2998 (870 amino acids)
Biological process (GO): cell adhesion
Cellular component (GO): neuron projection; membrane
Molecular function (GO): protein binding
Source: RefSeq, a predicted model, not a curated record
CCGAACAGUAAUUCUUCCGUGCUUGUUGAGGGCGGACGUAUGCCCGCGUUGCGUUACUCCCGAAUUUACUUAACGAAACAAGUUUUACGCAUCGGAUUCCUUCUCAUGUCGCAUAUCAGUUAAAUAUCAUAAUGAACUCAAGUGGAACACUUAAAGGAUUACUUUUGAACGAGUUUCAAAAAGUUGAAAAACAUUUUUGAGUGAAGUUUGUGUAUUUCUUUAUAAUUAAUUCCGCGGCGCGUAGGUGAUACAAAAACUCGAGUGAAAUUGUUUAUUGUUUUAAAACAAAAGACAAAAUACCGUUGAAGACGCAGAGUUUGAAUUUGAUGUUCUUUUGCUCUUGUUUAUAAGAACACAUUUGAGUCGCGUGUUGAAAAGAGACACAAUGAGGUCCCACCGGGCAAGAGCGAUAGGUGUGGCGGCUUUGGCGGUUUUGUUAGCCACUAUAACAGGAUGCUCAUCUCAAACGCUGCGAAUAUUCCCAAUGCCGAAGCAACAGACUGUGGCGGUGGGCAAGUCUGUGGUGCUGACUUGCCAGGCCGAGGCGCCCGACACCGCUCUAGUCUCGCAACCGCAGUGGCGAGACCCCAAAGGACUCAUUAUAAACGAAGCUGCAGCCGGCACCAGACCUGAGAUCUACACGGAACCAAUGCCUGCUAAACAACUCCAGUACCUCUACAUAUCGUCGAUCACCACUGCAAUGGCAGGCAAUUACACGUGCGAAGCGACCUACACAAACAUGCCCCUCAGUGCCAGUGUGGUUUUGGAAACUUUCGUUGCCAUUACGUGGACAAACGCGAAUGAAAACCAGUAUGCGACAAAAGGGAAAAAUUACAAAAUAAUGUGUGAAGUAAAAGCCGAACCUGCACCAUCUGUGGAUUGGUUUAAAGAAGGAACUAGUAUUGUGUCUGGUGGUAGAUAUGUUAUUCACGCUAAUGGAUUAUUGAUAAUAAAUGUUCAAGAAAGUGAUGAUGCUACUUACACAUGUCGUGCUGUAGUUAUACAAACUGGAGAGUUAGCGGAACGAAAUAUUAAACUUGAGGUUUACACGGCUCCAGAAAUGGAAGAACGUGAAACGAAAGUAGAAAUAAAAGAAGGCGAAUCUGCAUCCAUCACAUGCAAAGCUAGAGGGAAACCUCCACCGACGUAUUCAUGGAUUAAAGCUUCUACACGGGAGAACUUAGGUACUACGGCACGCUUUGGAGUUGAUGAAAUCAAAGGGCUUCUAACUUUCGAUAGAGUUGAAGCUGGAGAUUACGGCAAAUAUAUCUGCAGCGCUGUGAACCAAGCUGGUCACAACGAAACUGAAAUAGAAGUCGAAGUUUUGGUUCGGCCGAGAAUAUUCGAGCUAUUCAAUACCACUGCAGCUGAAAAUACGGAGGGAAGAUUGGAGUGCAAAGCAACUGGACGCCCAGUACCUAGAAUCAGUUUCAGAAAAUUAAGCAAUGCCGAUCGAUUCUUGAAUGGCCCCAACGAUGAUGGACGAAUUAACAUAGAGACGACUAGUCGUCAAACAGGUGAUCAAAUGGAAUCAAGUGCAGUCAUAACAGUUUCACGAUUGAAUAGAACAGAUGACGGAUUAUAUGAAUGUGUUGCUGAAAAUGAAGGUGGAGAAGCAAGAAAAAAUGGUCAUCUCACUGUACAAUUCAGACCAUCUUUCGAACAUAUGAACAACGUUCCAGUAUGGAGUUGGAAUGCACAGCCUGUCAAUAUCAGUUGUAUUGCUGAAAGUAUUCCUAAUGCUACCAUUAAAUGGAAGUUCCAUGAUUACGAUUUGGUUGAAACUCCACACGUCAGAAUAUACGGCUCAGGUCCCAUAAGUUAUGUGACAAUAACACCUAUUGAUGCAAGUCUGUAUGGUACAUACAAAUGUAUCGCUACGAACGCCCUCGGUGAAGCGGAGCACAUUAUCCAAAUGAGACAAGCCUUCCCUCCAGGAGCUGUGGUUCAAGCGAGACAAGAUACUAUUACGGCAACGUCUGUUUCAUUCAAUAUAGUGGGCCCGCCUGAAGAUAUGGGUCCUCCAAUAGAGGCGUAUACAGUUCAAUUUAAGGAAAACGGAAAUUUUGAUUGGAAUCUCGCUAUGAAUCGAACGUGGUCUGCCAAUUCCCUUUAUAUUGUUGAGAAUUUGAGGCCGAUGUUCACAUAUGACUUUAGAUUCGCAGCUAUUAAUAGAGUCGGGGUUGGCAGUUGGGGCGCUCCGGUUACAGUUAUUAUGCCUAGAAGGUCACCGCCUGAACAACCAAAAUGGAGAGAAUCCCUUAGUUCAGAAUCUCUUAUACAUGGGAAAUAUGCUGACAGAUACGAAUUGCAAUGGAAAAUACCUGCAGAUAAUGGCGAACCAAUUGAUAUGUACGACGUUAGCUAUUGUCCCGUUUUGAAAGUAAAUGGAAAAUGGCAAGUCUCUGCUCCAUCUGAUUGCGUGACGGAGGAACUGAAAUCUUUCGAAGCGAUCAGUUACGAAAUUCGAGGACUACGACCAGAUACUCGAUACCGAAUGCACGUCCGUGCUCACAACGCUCUUGGUUUCUCCCAACCCGCACAACUCUAUGUCCAAACUGCUCUUGGUGUGGAACGUUCUGGGUUUGCCACCCCGCAACUUUUAUCAAGUGGAGCUAUAAUUGGAUUGGCACUGGCUGGCGUAUUUAUCUGUCUCAUCAUUGUCGAUCUUCUUCUACUGUGCUUCAGGCGGCAAGGUGUUAUUGCCACACUUUGCGGAAGACGGGUUAAGAAACAUUCAGACGAUGAAGCCAAAUUGGGAAGUCUGUACGGUUGGCGCUUCCCGCUCCCUUAUUGCAGCACGAAGCCGCGCGCGCCGCCCUCCCCCGCGCCCCUGCCGCCGCCUGUCAAGCUCGUGUCAACUCCGACAGAUGAAAAGGAGCCUCUCAAGGAUACUGGUGACGACGGCAUGAAGAGAAAUUCUUCAGUAGAAUUCGACGGUCGCCGAGUUUACGCAACUAGCGGAGGUCCAAUUAUUGGAAAAAACUCGGCUGUUUGAAUCACGAGACUUAUAAAACACAAUAAUCUAUUCACAGAUGUUGAUGUGAAACGGACGAGUAAUUCGAAACGUGACUAUUAACGGAUAUAAUGGGAUUAAUGUUACGAGUAUUAAAGCUUGUGUAUUUGUGAUGAGCGCGAUCAGUAUUCUAAACUGCCAAAAGACGAAUUAUAACGUUUAAUAAUAAGUGCGUUAUCAGCUUUAUCGCGUGAAAUUAGAUUUAAUAUUUGAUGACUCAAUUCACAAAAUAAUGAGAUUUAAACAGUAAUCAGAAUGUUAAUUUAUUAUGAAGACGUUUCCUUGAUAAGACAAUUUCGCUCGUAGGAUCGAUAACUAUGGUACGUCUACUUUAUAAUGUUUAUCUCUAUACAACCUAUUUUUAUUUAAGGCUACUGCUUCAGGAGGUACAAAAUGUGCCUUUUAUACUUUAGGUACUUUAUGAGGGUAUUUGUAGCUCAGGCAAGACUGUAUAUACAAGUAUAUCUCUAUUACUAGAUUAGUUUCAAAGUCACAAGAUUAUUUAAACUUCCAUUCUUAUUUUACUUUAUUUUAAAUUGUUUAUCUAGAUGACGAUACGAUAAUUUUUAUUGAAAUUCUCGAUUUUUACAGUUUGUUUUAAAAUGGGAGUCGAUUUUUUAGAUAGUAUCAAAGACAUGCAGAAUAUUAGACGCACUAUCUUUACUAAUUAUUAUCAUAAGUUCUGUAAAUACGUUAUUUAUAAUUUUGUAAAUAUUAUUAUGUUUAUUUAGUUAGUGAAUAAGUAAAUUUGUUAGAAAUACAUUAUGCUGGUCACCUAUUGCAUUGGUAUGCUAUGACGAGAUCUCUAAUAACUAUUUCUCUUUUUUUGUAAAGUUAUUUAAAUGGUAAGAGUUACGCGAUUUACCUAUAUUAAAUCAUUGUUGUAAUUAAUAUUAUGUUAUACUUCAAUACCGUAAAUAUUCUUACCUUGAAUGUAUUUAACGGGUCCCAAAUAGGUUUUAAAUCUUAUAUUUAUAUUAACUAUUUAAGACAGUAGAAUUACACAGUUGUUCUCAGAAUUAACUACACCCAUCAUUAAUGCACGUUGGAAAAUUUUGAUAAAGUUUUUAAUUAAAUUUAUUUUCUUAACACAACUAGUAUUAAAAUAUUAUAGUUAUAAGUAUAGUUUUAAUAACUUUUCCUUAAAAUUUAAUUAAAUAGCUUCAAAAUUUAGAUAUUUAAUUUAUAUAAAUGAAAAACAGAUUCUUUCUGGUGCCUGAUUUAUUAUGUUGAUCAUAAUAAUUAUUUUUUAGUAAUUUAGUGUCUGUGCCUGUCGACUAAAAAUCACAAAAUCCUGCUUUAAAAAUAUGAAUUUAUAAACUUUUUUUUUUAAACCAACUUACUUUUUUCACAAAUAUUCAAUUCAUGUUAAAGUUGAUUUGGCUAUUAAGCUGUGCUUUGUACGUCAAACCGUCGGCCAUUCGUAAUGUAUGUAUGUAAUUAUUAUAACGUCAGUUCCAGUUUAUACAGUGGGUUUAAACUUCAAACCCCAAUCUUAGGUCUGUGCCAGAUGCGGUUCAGUAUUAUAAAGGAUUAUCAUUUCAUUCUUUGUUUCUUUCGUUUCAAUUAUAUUCAAGUAGUUCAUCGAUUGAACCUGACUUGUGUAAAAAUAUCAAUCCAACUUUAAUAUUAUGUACACGGGGUAUAAUCUCUAAGUCUGCAUUUAUUAUCACACACUCAUAAUUUCUUGAUCACCAUUUUACAAAGUAAUUAAUAUUUAAUCAUUAUUUGUAGUGUAUACUGAUUACUGACACACGUUUUCCUUAUACAAGUUUUGAUGUAUUUUUAUACCUAUAAACAAAAAUCUUGUCAUGAGAUUUAGUAUUCAAGAAGUUUUUGCCUUUAUACACUGACUUUAUCAGCGAUGGGGCUGAGAUCAGUAAACAGAGCUUUUAACGCAUAUUCUACCUAUUUACGAGUAUGUCAAAAUAUCAAAUAUAAUCUUUAUAUCAAAGCUUAUAUUAUUGUAGUAUUUGCAUAGGAAUAAGCCUCGUGAAUCUAUGUCAGCUUUGUAUGAGAUGUUGAAGAAGGGCGUAAAGACAGCGAGAAUGCGCAUUUUUUUAUAAAAUAAAUGUCUUUAAUAUAAA